UCUACGAGAAGAUCUCUAAAGACAUGUCAGAGAGAGGAUACAGCCGGGAUGCAACGCAGUGCCGCGUGAAAAUCAAGGAGCUGAGACAAGGCUACCAGAAGACCAAAGAGGCAAACGGACGCUCCGGAUCCCAUCCCCAGACAUCCCGUUUCUACGAGGCACUGCAUUCCAUCCUCGGUGCGGCCGCCACCACUACCCCACCACUGACCGUGGACUCUGAGGAUGGGAUAGUGUCCACGGCCGGUUCCUCGGACAUGUUAGGGGACGGGGAAGAUGAGGAAGGAGAUGAGGAGGGCGAGGCAGUCGGCAGCGCUCACAACGCUGAUUUCCCCGACAGCCAGGAUCUCUUCAUCACCCUUACAGAGAUCCCCUACCAAGCGUCCCCAGCCGUUACCCCGGACACAGAAUCUGGGGAAGGAUCAUCCACCCCAUCUGCGACUGUCUCACAACCUAGCCUGGCAUCACACUCCCAGAGGCUAGCGCGGAUUAGGCAUAGGAAGAAGAGGACACGGGAGGACAUGUUCUCGGAGCUUAUGGCCUGUUCCCAAGCCCAGGCAGCACAGCAGACCCAGUGGCGGGAGAACUUGACCCAAAUGCACCAAGCAAACAUGGAUCGGGAGGAGAGGUGGCGGCAGGAAGACCAGCAGGCGACUCAAACGCUGCUUGGACUACUGAGGGAGCAAACAGACACGCUCCGGCGCCCUGUGGAUGUUCUGCAGGAACGGAGGCAGGAGGACAGAGCCCCGCUGCAGUCCAUCUCUAACCGCCCUCCCCCGCCACCAAGUCCCAUACCCACCUCACCCAAAGUGCAAAGAAGGAGAGGCGGCAGAGUCCGUGCUAACUCUCACUCCACCCCUGCAGAGAGCUCGAGUAGCAGAAGGCUCUCAUUCCCCAAAAUUUGAAAAGUUCUUUCCUUCCCGCCUGACACAAGCCCCCGUCCAAGUUUCACCUCCCAGUUCCAUGUGUAGUUGAUAAUAAAAAAUACGUUUCUGUUAA
Molecule: messenger RNA, 996 nt
Organism: Malaclemys terrapin pileata
Lineage: Eukaryota; Metazoa; Chordata; Testudines; Emydidae
Exons: 2
Coding region: 24-902 (292 amino acids)
Source: RefSeq, a predicted model, not a curated record